AUGGGAAAAUACCUCAAGGUGUUUGCCAUUUCAAUGAUAUUUAUAUCAGCUCUAAAUUCUAUGUCAAUGGCAUCUCCGGCUAAGAAUGAAACACAAGCGCCGACCACAAAAUAUCUACAGACAAUAAUCGAGUUAAAAGAUAAACAACUGGCUGAACAAUCAGAACUUCUGGAGAUGUUAGGAGGAUCUGACUGCCAAAGAAAUUCGAUUGCAUCUAUACUUAGAUUGCCCCACACUGAGCCUAUCCUCGCGCCCUGCGACUCUAAGAUAGCGGGACCUGGUUGGAUCGUGAUUCAGCGUCGAAUUGAUGGAACUGAAAGCUUCAAUCUCAACUGGGAGGAAUACAAAAAAGGAUUUGGGGACAUAAAAGGCGAAUAUUUUAUCGGAUUGGAGGAUAUGUAUUUAAUUACGCAAUCGCAGCCGCAUGAGUUAUAUAUUCACUUGGAGGACUUUAAUAAUGAAACCCGCUAUGCCCGCUACAGCAAUUUCCUUAUUGGAAGCGAAGAAGAGUCGUACAAGCUACUACAACUUGGAAAUUAUUCAGGCAAUGCUAGCAAUAUCAUGCAAUAUCAUAUCAACAAUGCCUUGCCUAAAAGGUAA
Molecule: messenger RNA, 600 nt
Organism: Drosophila navojoa
Lineage: Eukaryota; Metazoa; Arthropoda; Insecta; Diptera; Drosophilidae
Source: RefSeq, a predicted model, not a curated record